AUGAGGGAGGGAAAGAUUUUUGGUCGGCGGGGAGCGGCUCUCCACUCGAAACGGACCACGGUAGGGAGCUCCCACAGCAGCGUAAUCCACGCCAUGGCUGCCAUUCAAGCGCCGACUACAGCCUACGUCUCCUUCAUUAGGCUUUACAGUUACCUUCGCCUGUCCCCCGUUCUAGCUAGAGAAUCAAUUACCCAGCCGCCCACAGAACUGAGAGAGAUGGGAUAUGAAAGUGAAGGGUAA
Messenger RNA from Aspergillus tubingensis, 240 nucleotides. RefSeq lists its product as uncharacterized. The transcript is spliced from 2 exons. The coding region runs from base 1 to 240 and encodes 79 amino acids. Lineage: Eukaryota; Fungi; Ascomycota; Eurotiomycetes; Eurotiales; Aspergillaceae. The record is from RefSeq and is a predicted model, not a curated record.